This is a messenger RNA of Tachysurus fulvidraco (yellow catfish), 1932 nucleotides long. It is a transcript of the gene slc66a3, whose product is annotated as solute carrier family 66 member 3. The transcript is spliced from 7 exons. Bases 244 to 855 code for a protein of 203 amino acids. NCBI's taxonomy places the organism in Eukaryota, Metazoa, Chordata, Actinopteri, Siluriformes, Bagridae. The record is from RefSeq and is a predicted model, not a curated record.
CGAACCGACGGAUGCCGCGUUGGUUCAAAAAGAUCUCGCUGACGUGGGCGGAAGAGUUUGUCUUUACAAGCUUCCGCAUCUUUGCAGCCCGGUUCCGAGUGAUUUAUUCCAAACAGCAGCUUGGAGAAGUGUGUGUCGGUGUGUCGGUGUGACAGUGUGUCGGUGUGACAGUGUGUCGGUGUGACAGUGUGUCGGUGUACAGUGUGUCGGUGUGACAGUGUGUCGGUGUGACAGUGUGACAGGAUGGAAGGCGACAUGAUGCUACACUUGGCCAAUUUCAGCACGUUGUUCGUGUGCAUGGUGCUGAAACUGCCCCAGAUUGUGGUGCUGAUGAGAGCGAAGUCCGCUGCUGGAGUCAGUGUGAACAGCCUGCUGCUGGAGAUGACCGGGUUUAUAGUAUUUGUCUCCUAUCAGAUGUUUUAUGAUUAUCCCCCCCCUACGUACCUGGAGUAUCCCAUCCUCAUCGCACAAGAUGUGGUCCUGCUGAUUCUCAUCCUGCAUUAUAAUAGAAACAUGAAGCACAGUCUAAUCUAUGCUGCUGUGUUUGUAGGAGGCUCGAAACUGAUCACCAUGGAGAAGUGGAUCAUCGACAUGGCCAUGAGUGUGUGUACGCUCAUCAGUGCAGGCAGUAAACUCCUGCAGCUUCAGUGUCUGUGGAGAUCUAAGGACUCUGCGCAGGUCAGCACUCUCACCUGGGCGUUAGCGUCCUACACGUGUGUGGUCAGGAUCUUCACCACCGUGGUGACGACUGGAGACACUCAGGUUCUGAUCCGUUUCGUGGCCAUGACCGUACUGAACCUGUGGGUGACGGCCACCGUGAUCUACUACAAACCCAGCGCUAAGAAACGCGCCUGACUCUGAGGGGUUCUGACAUCACUUCCUGUCACACAGGAACAUCGUUCUGUUGGUAUUGAGUUAGAGCGGAAGUGUGAGCGAGAUCGUGACUAAAACAUGUAACGGACUGAAGACCAGCACUCAACUGCCUCAGGCUCAGUCUGGAGCUGUUUGUUUCUCUCUCUCUCUCUCUCUCUCUCUCUCUCUCUUUCUUCCUCUCUCUCUCUCUUUCUUCCUCUCUCUCUCUCUCUCUCUUUCUUUCUCUCUCUCUCUCUCUCUCUCUCUCUGUCUGUUUCUCUCCCCCCCUCUCUCUUCCGCUCUCUCUGCCCCCCCUCUCUCUUUCUUCCUCUCUCUCUCUCUCUCUCUCUCUCUCUCCUCUCUCUCUCUGCCCCCCCCCCUUAUCUCAGGGUCCUGGUUUAUUCUCUAACGUUCCCAGCAGGAGUUAGGUCUCAGUGUGUACGAUCUGUACAUCCGAGUGUUAAUUCUCUCUAACGUGCCUUUACACUUCUGAUCCAUUCCCCUGUAGCUUCUGGAGCCUUUCUUCCAAACUCUGUUCACAUUUCUUUCACUUCUAAAACUUCCUUCGAUAAACUUUUGUUAAAUGAAUUAAAGGACCAACUAAAGUUCAGUAAAAUCUACGUACAGUGUUUACAUUAACAGUGUGUGUCCACAAUCCUAUGGAGGGAUGACGUAUUGAGACUAGUUCCGUCUUCCAGAAUUAAACUCGUGUCCUAAUCCUCACGCUCGUGGACGCAGCUGACGCUUGUUUUUAGCGGCCUUCGUUCCCGAUGACUGACGUUUACAUGUAAAGCUGUUCAUCCGGGACGACCUCAUGUGACCCCAGUGUUUUUGUCUCCUUAUUUCUCUUAGACCAACAGAUGUGAGCACAAAGCAUCAUAUAAACGACGAGUCACACAAGUUACAUUCACAUUCUACCUUUCCUUUUCCUUCUAAACAAUGAGAACUGCAGUGUGUGUGUGUGUGUGUGUACACCUGCAGGUUUUCUCGGGAGUGAAUGUGGUGAAUUUGAUGGCUGCAAAUUGGUCAACUUUAUUUUCUGUUAGGAAAGGCAAUAAAAAUGAUACUAAUUUUACUCAA